AUUGUCAGAGUGUCAACCUUAUUCCUCUCAGUCUCUCACUGUUCUCAUUCCCUUCACCAAACCCAUUUCAAUAUAAAUACUCCAAACUUUUGAACCGUUUUCCAUUCAUUCAUUUCCAUCACUCACACCCCUUCAAAGAUUACACAACACAAACUGACAUAACAUCCUUAUUUUCAUCAAAUAUUUUUCAUGUUUCUGUGAAGACCCAACAACAACAAAAUCAGGUAGAUUAGCCAUGUCAGAUGAUCAAUUUCAAGCGAGUGGAAACUGGUGGGAAUCAGCAAGAAACGUGAAGUUCGAAAGUGGGGAAUCACAGUCUUCAUCUUCUGGACUCACCAACAUGGGAAACUAUGGUUGGCAAAACCAUGACAUGGCAAGGUCUUCCUCUGUGGAUAACUCUGCCUCAGGUGGUUCCACUGUGGUUUUCCAUGACCAGAAGCAGCUUCAGCUUCAGCAUCAGCAUCAUCAGCAUCAUCAUCAUCAUCAUCAUGACUCAGCCACCUCCACCAAUGACCCCAACUUGCACAUGAUGGGCUUGGGCCUCUCAUCCCAAGCCAUGGACUGGAAUCAAGCAUCUUUGCAGCUGAGAGGUGAGAAGGGUUCAGAUAACAGUUUCAGGUCGAUGUUGCAAGAGAAUUUGAGCUCACCAGGGAGCAGUUUUCAGCAAGAGAGUGGGAACAACAACAAUAUUGGGUUGUCUCAUCACCAUCAUCAACAAGUUCAUUGGAGGCCAGAAAAGUUGUUCUCUGCUGAGUCAUCAAGCAAUGAUCAAUUCAAGAGGGGUUUCUCUUUGGACCAAACACAGUUCAGUAGUCCUCAAUACAGCUCUGGGGACAGCACUGUCACAAGCCAAGGUUUGCCUUGUUCUUUUCAGAUGGACUAUGUUGGCAACCCUUCUUCAAUAUUGCAAGGGCUUUUGGGACAAGAGAGCAACAACAGCAGCAACAACAACAACAACCAACCCCACCAAGGUGCUGGUGCCAUGAAUUUUCCUUACUCAGCUACUACCUAUGGAUUAAACUCCAAUAUUGAGUUGGUUCCUUCUUGGUCCAAAGUUCCUCAGUUUCUGAGAGCUUCACCACCAAAACAACAACCCAAUAACCAGCUGCAUUUCACCAACAACGCUCCCUUUUGGAACGCUAAUUCUGAUCCUGCUAUCAAGGAUGCAAGAUCCAGCUUCAUCCCCUCGUUGCAACCACCCUUCUCCACAUCAAACUUCGACGUACAAUCAAAGAAUAUAUGUGAUGUUAGAGACUCAGGUGGUGUGGUGAAGAAAAGUGGGGGUGAGCCAGCACCCAAAAGGCCGAGGAACGAAACCCCAUCUCCUUUGCCAGCUUUUAAGGUGAGAAAAGAGAAGAUGGGGGACAGAAUCACUGCACUCCAACAAUUGGUUUCACCUUUCGGAAAGACUGAUACAGCGUCAGUGCUCUCUGAAGCCAUUGAAUAUAUCAAAUUUCUCCAUGAGCAAGUCACCGUGUUAAGUACCCCAUAUAUGAAAAGUGGUGCUCCCAUACAACAUCAGCAGAGUUCUGGUAAAUCAAAGGAAUCAGAGGGUCCAAAGCAAGAUCUUAGAAGCCGAGGGCUAUGCUUGGUGCCAGUUUCUAGUACAUUCCCAGUGACUAAUGAACAACCAUUUGAAUUUUGGAAUCCAACAUAUGGAGGAACAUACAGAUAGCUAAUUAAAUAUUAAUGGGAAGCAAAAGUGGCACGGAACCAGUACUCUCAUCAACUAGGACAUAAUGUCUUAUCAAAACCUAGCCAAGUUGGGAAUGAUAAGAUCAAAGAAACAAGAGAGAAGACAGCCACAUAAAUAUGUAAAGUUAUAGUUAGUUCUGCUAUUUAAUAAAAGGAUAUAGAGGCAUGCACAAUGAUGAAGGGUAAGGUAUAAUUUGGCAAAUUUUGGGACCAUUAGUAUAUAUAUAUAUAUAUAUAUAUAUAUAUGUUUAAGUUGUUGUAAUAAUUGAAGAAUUAAUUACAUAUGUGCACACAAGGGGGUGUGUGUGAUUAGGAUCAGUGACAAAUUUGAGUUGCGGAAAAUAGGGAAAUUGUGGUUCUAAUUAGCUAGAUAGAAAAAAGGAGCUUUGUUAAUUUCUUCUUCUUAUUAUAUACUAGCUAAAGCUUUGGUUGAAGCAAAAGGAAAAAAAAACUAAUUUGAAGGAAUCAUUGAAAUAUAGAAGAGUGAGUGAGUGUGGGAUAUGUCAUUUGAUUGGAAAUCUCACUUUUGAUUUGUUUAUUUCUUUAGAAUAUGUAAGUGGAAGUCAGAGGGUGGCCCACACUACCCCUUUCAGUUUUUGUUUCAAAAUUGAGUUCAAAUUUAAUCAAUCUUAUAUAUAUAUUUUGGAGAUGCUUGCA
Molecule: messenger RNA, 2352 nt
Organism: Cajanus cajan (pigeon pea)
Lineage: Eukaryota; Viridiplantae; Streptophyta; Magnoliopsida; Fabales; Fabaceae
Product: transcription factor bHLH123
Biological process (GO): regulation of transcription by RNA polymerase II
Cellular component (GO): nucleus
Molecular function (GO): DNA-binding transcription factor activity, RNA polymerase II-specific; RNA polymerase II cis-regulatory region sequence-specific DNA binding; protein dimerization activity
Source: RefSeq, a predicted model, not a curated record